AUGGGGUACCGAGCAAGGCCCCGGCUCCAGCAAGGCCCCAGCGCCAGCAAGGCCCCAGAACCCAGCAAGGCCCCAGCAAGGCCCCGCCCCAGCAAGGCUCCAGCAAGGCCCCGCCCCAGCAAGGCUCCAGCAAGGCCCCGCCCCAGCAAGGCCCCGCCCCAGCAAGGCUCCAGCAAGGCCCCGCCCCAGCAAGGCUCCAGCAAGGCCCCGCCCCAGCAAGGCCCAGCAAGGCCCCGCCCCAGCAAGGCCCCGCCCCAGCAAGGCUCCGCCCCAGCAAGGCUCCAGCAAGGCCCCAGCAAGGCUCCAGCAAGGCCCCAGCAAGGCUCCAGCAAGGCCCCAGCCCCAGCAAGGCCCCAGCAAGGCUCCAGCAAGGCCCCAGCCCCAGCAAGGCUCCAGCAAGGCCCCAGCCCCAGCAAGGCUCCAGCAAGGCCCCAGCCCCAGCAAGGCUCCAGCAAGGCCCCAGCCCCAGCAAGGCUCCAGCAAGGCCCCGCCCCAGCAAGGCUCCAGCAAGGCCCCAGCCCCAGCAAGGCUCCAGCAAGGCCCCAGCCCCAGCAAGGCUCCAGCAAGGCCCCAGCCCCAGCAAGGCUCCAGCAAGGCCCCAGCCCCAGCAAGGCUCCAGCAAGGCCCCGCCCCAGCAAGGCUCCAGCAAGGCCCCGCCCCAGCAAGGCCCCGCCCCAGCAAGGCCCUGCCCCAGCAAGGCCCCGCCCCAGCAAAGCCCCGCCCCAGCAAAGCUCCAGCAAGUCCCCGCCCCAGCAAGGCUCCAGCAAGGCCCCGCCCCAGCAAGGCUCCAGCAAGGCUCCAGCAAGGCCCCGCCCCAGCAAGGCCCCGCCCCAGCAAAGCCCCGCCCCAGCAAAGCUCCAGCAAGGCCCCGCCCCAGCAAGGCUCCAGCAAGGCCCCGCCCCAGCAAGGCUCCAGCAAGGCUCCAGCAAGGCCCCAGCAAGGCUCCAGCAAGGCCCCAGCAAGGCUCCAGCAAGGCCCCAGCUCCAGCAAGGCCCCAGCCCCAGCAAGGCUCCAGCAAGGCCCCAGCCCCAGCAAGGCUCCAGCAAGGCCCCAGCCCCAGCAAGGCUCCAGCAAGGCCCCAGCCGCAGCACAUCCAUGCCCAUGACCAUAUCAAGCAAGGCCAUGCAAAUUGAUUAA
This is a messenger RNA of Oncorhynchus tshawytscha (Chinook salmon), 1137 nucleotides long. RefSeq names its product skin secretory protein xP2-like. NCBI's taxonomy places the organism in Eukaryota, Metazoa, Chordata, Actinopteri, Salmoniformes, Salmonidae. Bases 1 to 1137 code for a protein of 378 amino acids. The transcript has a single exon. The record is from RefSeq and is a predicted model, not a curated record.